Boeremia exigua is the source of this 1718-nucleotide messenger RNA. RefSeq lists its product as uncharacterized. Bases 193 to 1311 code for a protein of 372 amino acids. NCBI's taxonomy places the organism in Eukaryota, Fungi, Ascomycota, Dothideomycetes, Pleosporales, Didymellaceae. Gene Ontology annotation, cellular component: nucleus. The record is from RefSeq and is a predicted model, not a curated record. Gene Ontology annotation, molecular function: protein binding. The transcript has 6 exons. Gene Ontology annotation, biological process: regulation of gene expression.
CAUCUCGUCACCUCUCCGCAUUCUACUGCCUGCCCCGACACGUCUUCUGCUACUACUACGAGCACAGUAGUUUGGUCUAUUAGCUGGCUGCUCUGCUCAUUCAUCGUGCUCACAUACAAGCACAACACCAAAUCUUCACUCUUGUCACCUCUGCGAUACACAUUUCGAGUCAUACGCCAUCACAAGCUCAUCAUGGCCGAAGUGAAGAAAGCCCUUGAACUGUUAGGGCUCUCGGAAUACUUGAAUCUCUUUUUCGCGGAAGGAUUUCUUUCAUGGCAAACACUGUUAGACAUCACCGAAUCCGACCUAAGUUACCUCAAAGUAAAGACACAUCAUAGAAAGAGGCUUCAGCACGCCAUUACAGAAUCGCGCAGUCACACCAGCAGUCAUUGCCGCCCAACCUCUCGUCUAAAACGGAAGUAUACGAGACGGCCACAACCCGAUAGAAAUGCACCAGAGAGAGCAACGCCUGCUUAUGUAAUGUUUGCUCAAGACACAAGAAAUGAUUUGAAGGGCGAAAAGCUAUCGUUCACGGAUUCCGCAAAAAUAGUUGGGGCUCGAUGGCAGGCUCUGCAACCAGAAGCCCGAGAAGUAUAUCAGUGCCAAGCCAGUGUUGAGAAAGAGAGAUACAAUGUCGCAUUAUCAGAGUACAAGAAAUCUCCGGAGUAUGAUGCGUAUAGGAUGUAUCUUGGGGAGUUCAAGACUGGACACACUGCGCUAAACAAAGGUGCAGGAGGCAAAAGCUCGAGGUCGAGUAUCCAGAGAUCUACUUCAUCGAGUAGUACUGACGACUACUGCGGUGACCGGAUGUUUGGCAGCAUGGUCAGCUCAGCCAAUUUACCUUCCCCUUCAACGCAGAACGAGCGAGUCGAGUAUCCCUCUCCUUUCGAACCAGCAUCCGUGUCACCAUUUUUGGAAACCUCUCGAAUGGCCCGUCAUUGCUCACUUGUGUCCUUGUCGCCACGGUCUGCAAUCCUAAACCAAGAGGAAGGAUAUCUGGUUUCAUCCAGUGAUGGUCCAAAGUUCUCUCCUGGCCAGGCCAUACGCGACCGGUGCAGAAUUUCCAGUUUGCUUCUUCCGCCCUCGAGCAACUCAUGCGUUCUUCCUCGUCCAUACCACAUCCUGCCAAGAUUCGAGGCAGGAGGUGCUUUGGAUCGCCCAGUCGCCGACGAAGAACCUAGCACAGGUGUCUGCCAGUUUGCUUCAAAACGCUUCGAGUGCAGCAUCGUCGCGCUGUGUCAAAUGCCAAGAAUACCUACUGAGCACAUACUGUCGUUUUACCGUUGCGAGAGCGGGUCUAUCUCGGAGUAGAAGCGCGAUGCGACAUACUGCGAGCGACGACAUCGAUUUUUGGAGACAGGAAAACGUCAAUCUGUGCUUUCAGCGUCAACUCUGGUAUGCUGCAGGUGCUGACACUGAUCUGCUGGAUGCGAUGGUGGACGUUGCCGCCAGUGCGGCAAUCUUGCAGUUCCAUCUGAUUGUCUUAUCCCACGACUUCUCCAGCAAGAGCUUAGGCUGCCUGCAAACCAUGCCGUUCUUUCGCACGUUUUGACAGUCGAUGGUCCACGCGUCAUAGCUGCACAGUCCAGGAUUGAGGGUGCCUAAAAAAUAGGUCGAAACCAGGUUCUUCAGAGAAUGGGAAGAGCGCUAAUAGUUCGGAAAGCACCAGGAGCAUUGGGCCGUUCCCAAAGAGGCUGACAUCUUGGGAUGUGUAGAUG